Symbiodinium sp. CCMP2592 is the source of this 1599-nucleotide messenger RNA. NCBI's taxonomy places the organism in Eukaryota, Dinophyceae, Suessiales, Symbiodiniaceae. The record is from the annotation of a GenBank genome assembly.
AUGCGGACGCUCUCGACAAGCACUCCGGGUUCGCGUUUGGCUUGUUCCCGUCAAGGGUGCCAUCAUGAGGGCAAGUACCGGUAUGUGUGUCGUCAGCAAGAAUGCCCUGGCAGACAUGGACAUUUGCCCGACGGCACACCAAUCAGAGCUCCAGUGACUCUGAUACUGUGCAAGCUUCACCGGAACGGGAGUUGUCCCGGCUGCAGGCAAGUCAUGGCACCUAGUGACAUAGCAAUAAUGACGGACGAGAUCUGCAGCCUGACUACCGAGACCAGCGAUGCAGACAUACACCUCGACGAAGAGCAUGCAGCUUCGUUUUCUGCAAAAGCUCAAGACUUGCUGUUGCUGUGGCAGAAAGGCUCUGAUUUUGAAUUUGAAGCGAACCGCCUCUGUGGCAACCUCAACGAGAUGUGGAGGAAGUGCUUCGAUGCACUCCAUCUUCCAGGGAUCCAAAGAGUCUCGCCAAUGCCCCAGCAGCUGUGUGAGGUCUUUGUGGUUGCCUGGGGCCUGUCUUCGGAUGUUGUGUGGGUGCAAGAAGCUUGCGAAUCCGAGCUGGUUGUAAAGGUCUUGGGUCUUCUCCAGCAGCCGACGGCCCUCGAACCUUUCUUCUGUGGUUCCAAGCGCUUUCUUCCGGCAGAUCUCGGCCUGCUGGUGAUUGAAGGGCUUGCGAGCAACGAGGGAUGUCGCAAGCAGGCCUAUGACCAGGAUGUUUUCGGGCGGACAAAGAGCCUACUAUUCGAUUCUCAAGACUCAACUCACCCAACAACUGAAGAAAGGCACGGCCUUGCUCUUACAGCCUUGCUAUUAGUCACCAAAUUUCUCCACGAAGACCCAAGUUGCGGACAAUCUGUCAAACGAGCAGAAGUCUUGGAUUGCAUCAUUUCGAUUCUAGGCAGAGCGGGUAGAAUGAAGGUUUCGGAGUUGUUCUUGGCGAGGGUUGGCCGACCCUUGCACCUGUGGCAAGAUGACCCUGCUUCUGAGGAGCAUGUGCUUGUUCUUGCUCGGUUUUCCGACCCUGAGUUUCUGCAGUCUCCAUCUUCGGAUUUCCUAGCGCUGAUUCGCAAGCUGGCCGCGGAUCAAGAUUUUGUUCAAAAAGCUCUCCAACCCGAGUACAAAUUCGUCAGAGCCAUGUUGAGCAUCCUUGGUGGGCGUGGAGGUUCUGAGGCUUCAGCUGCAGCAUUGCACUGCCUGGCCAACACAGCAUUGAACCUUUCUCCUCAUGACGUGUAUGGUCCCGGCCAGUUCGAUCAGAGCAAGCAUUCAUGCUCUGUUGUGUUUAUGAAGUGGCUUGCGCGCACACGCUGGCAGAAGUUUUGCAAGGAGUUGUUGCGUGGCGAAGAGCAUCUCUGUCGCUUGCUGCAUAAGCUUAAAUGCAACUCUUCGCAUAUGCUGGAACACUCCGUGCUGCUUCUGGCUGCUCUCAUGUUCCACGAUGAAUCUGGGCUCCUGGAGGACAAGUAUUGGGAUGCAGGAUUGUUCCACAAGGCUCGCCUUGCCUUGGGAGCAGUGCCGUGGAUGUCAACAGCUCAAUCUGCGAGUAGUCUUGGCCCCGGUAUAUCCACGGACUACUGGGAACAAAAGUUCCAGGAGUUCAAGUGA